AUGACGAUCUCCUGCUCCUCCGACCCGCCGCCCGAUGCGUCACCAAGCAGCACUGCCAGCCGUCCUGCACAGCCCACACAGCAGGGGCUGCCUCGACCUGCGACAGCCUCGGCAGCGUCUCCGGCACCAGCACCUCUGCCAGCCAGCAAGGUUGGCACGAUGGCGAGGCUGGCGAGUGGUCGAUCAUUCCUUGCUCAUCGGCGGCAACUGAAUCCCCGCAUUCCGGCCGAUCCGCGUUCAACGCACACACCGGCUUCCCGAGGGCCGUCCCAAUCCUUUCGAACGAACAACUCCUCAUCGCAGCAUACUCGCCCACGACCACGGCAAGCUGGUGACCGGGCCCCGCCUCCGUCGCCGGCUGCGCCUCCACCCUUGCUGAGACUCUCGGCGUCUGGCCCUGGGCCAUCGGGGCCGCCUGGGGGAAACACGUCUGAGAAGGACACACCAUGCUCGGCACCAGUCUCUCGCCUGGCGCGCACGGCGUCCCGGCGCGGCAUUUCCAUCGAUGUCGCGCUCAGUAAUGUUCAAGCUCAAAAGCAGACAGCACCAGCAGCGAGUGCGGACUUGCCCACCCGCUUCGAUGCGUUGUCGACCCCACCCAACACCAACCUACUCAGUGUACCGACAUUCGCAGCCCCCAGAUACUCUGCAAGCACAGGGAGCUUUACGCCAAUGCCGUCUCCGACCUUCCGCCGCGGGCUGACCGUUGCCAUCAUGACGGGCGAUGGGGAGAUUGUUGCGGAGAGCGCACCAGUCACGCCUCGAGGGUUCCCUGACGACUCGGAGCCUACCCCACAAAUGCUCAACGGCCAUGAUCGCAAGAGCCCUGUGCCAUCAGGCAUGGGCACGUCCGGCGCUCCCAGGCAACGCGAGAUCAUCCUCUGCCGGUACUACCACACCGAAGGGCUAACGUGCACCUCGUCACCGUGCCGAUUCGUGCACUCUCUGGAAGGCCUGUCGCUGCGGGGCUCCUCUCUGAAGUCCGGGACGUCACCGGCGCCCUCGGGCCGCUCGUCCCCCGUUCACCCUCAACAGCAAGUGGAGAAGCGCACUCCGUCGAUGCCCAGCUCCCGACUGAGGCUCGUAUCGCACUCCGGUCGCCUCAGUGCGACACCAGCGGUGACCAUUUCGUCGCCUGAUCCGACUCGCGGCACGUUCGCCCGCGCGCAAGACGCCACCCCGUUAACGGAGCUGCAGCUCGAUGCAGACGCUCUUGCCACGAUCCAGUCGGGAGACCCAGUGUCCCUGCGCGACGCUGAGGGCAAGGAGAUUACGGGCCACGUCUUCAAGCUAAGCGGCGGAGGGAAAGGAGCCGGCGGCAAGAGUCGAACCAAGUACAAGACGGUCCCAUGCCGCGACUACGCAGAAAGCCACUGCGCGUAUGGCGACUAUUGUUCUUUCAUCCACGACCCUGCCAACUUGUACGACCCUAUUAAACAUGGCAAGAAGGAGCCCAAGCCGGACUCUUCGCCCUCGAACUCCUUCAAGCGUACCAUGUCCGAGCGACCCAGCAGCGACUCGUCCACCCCCAGCGACACCAUCCUCACCCCGCCGACCGAUGUCCCGCCAGCGCUCUCCCAGGUCGCACUGAAGGGUGUCCAGUCCAACUCGCAGUCGGGUGCUCCCAGCUCAGCAGGGGUCAAGACACCGUCGAUCGUGACUGACAUCCCGGCCGAGAUCGACCAGAAGAUCGUCCCCACGGGUGCUCCGCCUGUGUCAUCGGCUGCUGCGCACACGACGUACGAGGUCCCGUUCGAUGCCGUCGGCAAUGUCGCCCAGGGCCCUGUGUACACGAUGUCACCAGCCGAGUACGGCAGCGGUGUCACCUGGGUCGAGUGGAACCCUGCAUGGGGCACCGCUCAACAAUGGCCGACCCAACAGGUGCCGCAUACGCCGUGGCAGGUUCCCGUCUCGCCCGUCGGCAUUGCUAUGAGCCCAGUCUCGCCGCUUCCACCUGCUGCCCAAGAGUCCUCCGUCGUCUGGACUCCUGACGGCUUCCAGGUUCCGGACACGAGCGCUCGCACUCGUGGAUUCUGGAGGACAAAGCCGUGUCGCCUGUUCGCGCAGGGCAUCUGUCACCAUGGUGACAAUUGCAGCUUGUGA
This is a messenger RNA of Trichosporon asahii var. asahii CBS 2479, 2103 nucleotides long. RefSeq lists its product as uncharacterized. The record is from RefSeq and is a predicted model, not a curated record. NCBI's taxonomy places the organism in Eukaryota, Fungi, Basidiomycota, Tremellomycetes, Trichosporonales, Trichosporonaceae. Gene Ontology annotation, molecular function: metal ion binding. The transcript is spliced from 2 exons. The coding region runs from base 1 to 2103 and encodes 700 amino acids.